GCAGGCAACAAGAGUCUGGUUGAACGAGACUACUCUCAAAGUUGAGGUGUCCAAGAUGGCGGAGCAGUCGGACAGACGAAUCAAAGUCGGAGUCCUCACAGUAAGUGACUCUUGUUUCAAAGGAAAUGCAGAGGACAAAAGUGGAUCGAACCUAUGCCAUCUUAUAGAUCAAGAUCAAUUAAUUGCUGGAAAUGUUUCAGUUAAAGACAUUGUACCUGAUGACAUUGAAAAAAUCAAGAAAACACUGAAGGAGUGGUGUGAUGUGAAAAAGCUGGACCUGGUACUGACAACGGGUGGCACAGGAUUUGCUCCAAGGGACGUAACUCCAGAGGCAACGAAAUCAAUACUUGAGAAGGAAGCUCCAGGGAUGACUAUUGCCAUGCUGAAGAAAUCUUUGGAGGUCACUGACCUAGCCAUGUUGUCAAGGUUGACUUGUGGUACAAGGGGUCACACGUUGGUUAUCAACCUUCCUGGGAGUACAAAGGGCUCAGAGGAAUGUUUCCGGUUUGCCUUGCCGGGAAUCCCCCAUGCUGUGGACCUCCUCAGAGGUCGUGAGCGGUCGGUGAAAGACACCCAUGCCAAGCUGCAGGCAGAGGGUGUUGUUGAGCCAUCCAAGGCCCUCCAGGAGGAGAUGCUCCGGAGCUGUGCAUCUGAGGUCCUCAUCAGCAAGACCAGGAGUGGUCAGGUCAGGAAAUACAUUACCCAGUCCAAGCGUCUGACAGGUGUCCGGAGGGUCACUAGAAUAGGGGCCAUUAUGAGAGAUAACUUAACCAGCAAGUCUAAGCGCACUGCUGUUAAGGACGUGAAUAAAUCUCUGGCGGUAUCUCCUGAUAUAAGGAAUGAUUCUCUGCAACAGGCAUCAGACAAGGCUUUAAACAGUCUGCAAGAAGGUGAUGAGGUCAGUAGAUCUGAUAUCAAUGAAGAAAGUGUCCAUGGUAAAAAUAUUUCUCUGCCAAUGAGUGUAAGUGGAUUAAAUCAGAAAACUACUCCUUCAGACACAGUUUUCUCUAUGAUAGAGAAGGCUUCUCAGUCUAAUGGAAAUGACUGUGAAUCUUCAGGUCAGGAAGUGGCACACCUGCUAGGGUCUGGUCCUUUGGGAGAGGAAAGCAUUACCCUUCCCUGUGAUGACAUAUCAGACCCUAGGUUUUGUCAGCUGUCUGUCGGCGAGUCUUCUCCUUGUUAUGGAGAAACAGCAGCAAAGAUGGAAGUGAAAGAGAAUGUUGCCACAACGAGUCGUACAACACAGAUUGAGCAGCUUAGUAAAGGUCCCAAUAUUUUACGUGGGAGUACAGGAACAUCAAUAGAACAGCUAACCUCUGAUGGUGCUGAGGUCACGAGACAUGUACUGAGAGUGUUGGAGGACCGACAGACACUUUUUACUCCCAUAUCUGAUGGAGGGGGUGGUGCUUAUGACAGCUUUGAUACUCCUGAAAUAGAUCACUCGCAGAGUUCCAUGGAAACGUGUUUGGAGAAUUCCUUGUUGGACAGAGCUGGAAGUAUGGAGCCCUGUGUCAGUGAAUCUAAUGUUACAAUGGAUAAUACAGAAAACACUAAACUUUUCAAAGUUUUUGACUUCAACACGGAACCUUCAUCAAAUUUGUUAAAACCAAAGAGAAAAAGACAGUCCAAGAAGAGUAACAAAGAUAUCUGCCCAAUUAUUCCUGCUAAAAUACACAGAAAGUCUAGCAAAGGUGACAUUUGUUGUGUUGAAGUGGGUAAUACAUUGAGAGAAUUUCUAGACAAUCACCAGAUGAUCAAAGGUAUCUAUCUCAACAAGGGCAAACGACACAUCAAAAAGGAACUGGUACAGCUAAGGCGACAAGAUAAUGCUGUAGACAAGAGUAGCUGGCAAAGAGGAAAUAACAUCCAUGAAAGGAAUCGUUUGGACGAUUACUUUGAAUUGACUGAAGCUGGAAUGAAGAAGAAGGAUUUGGUCGACACAAAGAAAGCUAGAGAUGAAUUCGCUGUCAACUGGUACAUGUGGUGUCCUGGAAGGGGAAACUGUCAACGAAAGUGUGGGGGAAUCGGUAAAUGUGCUGAAGGCUGUGAGGGAAUGACCCACAAACAGGACAGACACAACUGUUCUAUGAUGGUGAACUUGAAGCUGUUUCUUAGUGACCUUACACAAUGGCGUGUGAACAUAACUGGGAGCCAUAUUCCCACGGACUCCCUAAUACCCUGGCGUCGUCCACCCCGGGAGGGUGAAAGACUGGGUGAGGUCAUCAGGGACGAGAUUAUGUCAAAGUCCAACAAACCGGUCAGUACAUCUUCUGCAGAUAUUCAGGAGGUUCUUGCUGAGAAAAAACUACUUCCAAGGUCAUCUAAGGUCAAGCGGAGGAUUAACAGAUUUGUUACGGGAAUGAGGAGACGCCAUGCAUGUAAAGAACAAGACAAAUCUAUUUCCAAUGUGCCAACUCAAGUGAACUUAGUGAAAGAUGUAAGUGUGCUAUCGGGAAGGACAUUACCUACACUACAAAAACGUCAGGAUAAUCAUGAUCAGAACAUCAGUGAUCAAAAUGUAACUGUGUACCAGGUGCUUCACAAAAUGACCAAUCUACCAAUGGCACCGUCUGGGUCAGUGGUUCAGAGUACCAACUUUUCCCCCUCAUUCGGUCAGCAGAACUUAUCUCCGUCAACAAUGGGGACAGACUCUGGUCAGACUGGACAGUACAGCUACCCUUCAGUGGCAGUGCCUGCUGUGGCCAUGGGUGUUGGUAUGGCUGGUAAUGGUCAGCAGCCUGUGUUCGUUACACCGUCAUCUCAAUCUGUGUGUGAUUCUGUGCCUUUGUUUAUUACCCCAAUACAGUGAUCUCAAAGACAGUCUACGUAUAUACUGGAAAUCAAUCAAUCAUGCACAAAUAGACAAUGGUCAGACUGAGCGGAUGGAAAGUACAGCUGAUCAACAGGACCAACACUCACUGUUGCUAUGGGUGUUGGCAUGGUCAAAUUCAGGAAUCUCAAAUUUGUUGAUUGUUGAGUGUCAAGGAUGUUCAUUGUCGAAAGAUUGACUUUGAUUAAUAUACAUUUGAGUUAGUUAUGAGUGUUGAAGAUGUUCAUUGUCGAAAGAUUGACUUUGAUUAAUAUACAUUUGAGUUAAUUAUGAGUGUUGAAGAUAUUCAUUGUCGAAAGAUUGACUUUGAUUAAUAUACAUUCAAGUUUGUUAAUUCUCAGGUAUGAUCUAUAUUCUGUAUGGGUGAAGCCAAUACAUAUGUUAGACUUGAGAACUACCAAAAGUGCAUCUCGUGGGUUAUAUUUUAGAAUUAAAACACUGGAAUAGAUACAAAUUGUAAGCGAUUAUCACAAGUUGUAUACUGAAAAGUGGAAAUUUCGGUAGUGUGGAAAUCUUUUUGUUUUCGCGUUGAGUAAAUUAGAGUGGAAAUAUCCACAUGCCAAUGAAUAUCUAAAGAUUAUAGAUAAAUAAAAUAUAUAGGUUUCAGAAAUAUUGCCAAUAUUAAAAUUUCCACAUGAUCCGUUUAAAGGGUCGUAACAUGAACAUUUCCACAUGUGAAAAAUUCAAUUGUUUUCUCUCAUAACAGUGAAUACAUAUCAGACUUUUUGAUAAAUAAUUCCAUGUUUCAAUCACAGUUAACAUGUUACAAGUAUAAUUACACUUUUAAUGUUUAUCAGCUAAUGACAUUGUCAUAAUCUUGUAAUAAGUCUGAUACAGAUACACUCACUUCAGGUACCACAAGGCAAUUUCUAUAUAUCUUGAAAGGAACAUUUUAAAAAGAAAACUGUUACUUAACGAUGCAGUAUGAACCUAAAUAUAUAGAUUAAUUAAUGAACAGCACUACAGAUUUACACAAUGCUACAGAUGUAGAUUUUCUCAGUAUUUUCUCAGUAAAGAAAUUUAUAAAACAAUGUAAAUUCCUUAAUUGUCAGUGACAAUGUUUGCUUUAAAUAUGAAAUACAUGUCAUAAUAAUAUGAUACCAUUAUGCAAGAAUUUAUUUUGUUAUACAAGUGGUCUUAUUGUUUUCAGUUUAAUAUGCAAAAAAUAAUGAUAUAAGUUACUUUUAUUUUUACACUUGCAUCAGGUGCAGACACAGGAAUUCUUGUUAGGGAUGUUGCAAGUUAAAAGUUUGCUCAAUAUUUUCUUGUGGCACUACCCCUCCAUAUGUUAGAAUUUUUUUGAGGGGCUAGGUAUUUGUUUUGGAGAGGUAAUUUUGCUUGGAGGUCAUUAAUUGACGGAGAGUUAGUAGUAUUUGUUUUGGGGGUAUUAUUUGUUUUGGAUUUUAAGUACAAUGUACUUUUGGGAGGGGGUACUAAUGGUGUGUAAGAUAAUCUAUUUCUAUGGUUUUCCUGAAUCUUUGGUUAUAUAUGCUUUUAGUUAACUUUGACUCCUGCAUUUUUCAAAUGAUCUAAUAGCUCAAAUAAAGUACAAUGUACCUAUAUGCCCUUAAAAUGCUUGCAAUAUGGAUUGAUCUGUAGGAGCUUUUUUAUUUCACUCUAUCUGUUAAGCUGUUCUAUUAAUAAUAACAUGUUUUGGUGAAGCCAAAGUGUAUUUUGACAAAUACAUACAAUUUCAUAUGUUGUGUGACAUAAAAUCGCCAUGAAGCUUUUUCCUUUUUUGUAUUUUGUAUUUUUUUCAUAACCCCUUUAUUUAUCAUAGGAAAAAUCUUCCUAUAAACAUUAUAAACCUAUUCUCCUCUCUCAUAUUUUUCUUAAAAUGUAAAUUGUUAGAAAUUUUUCCAAAUUUAUUUUUACUGUUUGCUAUUUAAAGAAAUAUUGCAAGAUUAAUAUUUUUUACUGAUGUUUAGAAUUUUCUGGUUAUUUUCAGAUCAAAAUCUUUGCUCAGAGUAACAAUUCAUGAGAAUCUAUUUUCUGGCCCCAAAAUUACAUAGAAAACACUUCAUCAAAUCAUACUUAUAAAAGACUUUGAUAUUUUGGUAGAUGCUUAAAAUCAAAUAUCUUGGUUUUGGUUAAAGUACCACAAUUUUGAGGAGUUAUCUCUCUUCAUUCACGUUUUGUUGGCACUAAGCCACAGUAUAGCAUACUGUAUAACUGUAUUGACACUUGUCAGAUGACUAAUGUUUCUGUAUACAAGACUAAUGAUGAAAUGCCUUGUUGAUGAUAGUUUGUGAUCUUGCCAUGCAGAUUUCUUUAUUUCAAGUAUUCAAUCAGAAUAUAUACAUAUGUACAUGUACAUGUACAUGUAAUUGGAUUGAUAUUUGUAUGUAAACAGAUAUCUACAAUUGUACUGGAUAUUUGGAAAUGUUGCCUAGUCAAAUAUUCACGGUUCACAUGUAAAAACCAUAUUCACCUCUAGCUUUAAUUCUGUUCUCAUGUUAUCACUUUUUUAUGGUAUGUUGUGGAGUUUAAAUUACUGUCAUGAUAAACUUGCCCUCCAUGAAGGAGCAGAAAUAACGAAAGGUGAGGCAGCAGUGAACAUUUCCAUAUAUACAGUAUAUAUUAUAAGUAUUAUCACUGAGAACUCUGACUACUUUUCCACUGUUUUGAUGAACUGUAAUUUUGCAUUGUUACAUUAAAAAUAUUACUGAAAUACAGUUUUUAU
Molecule: messenger RNA, 5513 nt
Organism: Mizuhopecten yessoensis (Yesso scallop)
Lineage: Eukaryota; Metazoa; Mollusca; Bivalvia; Pectinida; Pectinidae
Product: gephyrin-like
Exons: 9
Coding region: 56-2809 (917 amino acids)
Biological process (GO): glycine receptor clustering; establishment of synaptic specificity at neuromuscular junction; postsynaptic neurotransmitter receptor diffusion trapping
Cellular component (GO): cytoplasm; postsynaptic specialization; postsynaptic membrane
Molecular function (GO): molybdopterin molybdotransferase activity
Source: RefSeq, a predicted model, not a curated record